AUCACGUCUAGCGAUACUAAAUUGUAGUUAAAAGAGGCCAUUUUAGAAUUUCCCCAAAGUUUUGGUUGCUUCUUAAGUCAGUUCUCUCCCCAAAGUAGAAAGCAAAUAAAAUCCAUUGCCAUCUGAAAAUCUUCUUUUCAAUUAAGACUGUUUAGAGAAAAAGGAACGAAAAAGGAACAGCUCAAAAUCAGAUGAUUGCUUGAAAAUAAAUUUAGGUUUCCUUGGUUGGGCUUCCAUAGAAAUGAACUCCAGUAUUACAAACAAUGGCCAAAGCAACAACGGGAAGAGCAGCAGACUUGAUGGCAUAAACCGAGAUCUAGGCUUAUACUUCUUGGAGCUAGCUCGGCUACGCUCCUCUGCGGCUCCGACGGAGAUGGAGGAGGAUGAGGAGGAGGCUCCGAAAGAGCUCAACACGAUCAAUAGCUCGGGAGGGUUCCUGGUGGUGGCGCCUGAUAAGUUGUCGGUGAAGUAUACGACUGUUAACCUCCAUGGUCACGACGUCGGUGUGGUUCAAGCUAAUAAGCCGGCUCCAGUGAAGUGUCUGCUUUAUUACUUCGAGAUUUAUGUGAAGGACGCUGGGGUUAAGGGACAAAUUGCCAUUGGAUUCACCAAUGAAGGCUUCAAGAUGCGGAGGCAGCCCGGAUGGGAAGUAAACAGUUGUGGGUAUCAUGGGGAUGAUGGAUUGCUAUAUCGUGGACAAGGAAAGGGAGAUGCUUUCGGUCCGACAUAUACAACAGGAGAUACUGUUGGUGGUGGCAUUAACUAUGCUUCACAGGAAUUCUUUUUCACUAAAAAUGGGGUGUUAGUUGGAACAGUUUGCAAGGAAAAGGAAAUGAAGGGUCGCUUAUUUCCUACAAUUGCAGUUCACAGCCAAAAUGAGGAGGUUCAUGUCAACUUUGGGCAAAAGAAAUUUGCUUUUGAUUUGAAGGAAUAUGAAGCUCAAGAGAGGUUGAAGCGGCAGAUGACUAUUGAAAAGAUAUCUCUUCCACCAAAUAUUAGUUAUGGGCUUGUUCGCUCUUACUUGCUACAUUAUGGCUAUGAAGAUACACUCAGUUCAUUUGAUUUGGCUAGUAAAAGCACUAUCCCCCCUGUCUAUAUAGCUCAAGAAAAUGGCUUUGACGAGCAGGAUAUCGGAUAUGCACUAAAUCAGAGAAAGAUUCUACGACAGCUCAUCAGGAAUGGUGAGAUUGAUGCAGCAAUUAGCAAACUUCGUGAUUGGUAUCCCCAAAUUGUUCAGGAUGACAAAUCUGCUACUUGCUUUCUGCUGCACUGCCAAAAAUUUAUCGAAUUGGUUCGGGUAGGAGCACUUGAAGAGGCUGUUAAGUAUGGAAGAAUUGAAUUGGCAAAUUUUUUUCGGUUGGCUGGAUUUGAUGAUUUAGUGCAGGACUGUGCUGCAUUGCUGGCAUAUGAACAUCCACAGGAGUCCUGUGUGGGAUACCUUCUAGAAGAGUCGCAACGUGAUCUUGUGGCAGACACAGUUAAUGCAAUGAUAUUGUCAACAAAUCCGAACACGCAAGAUAUGGAAGGGUGCUUACAGUCGUAUCUUGAGAGAUUACUGAGGCAGCUAACAGCUUGCUGUUUGGAGAGAAGGUCGGCAAAUGGGGAACAGGGGGAAGCAUUUCUUUUACGUCGUGUUCUUAACAGCUGAUGUGAUAAUGUAAAUUGAAUUCUCGUACUCAGUCCAUAUCUUCAAUAGAUGUUUGACUAAUUCCAUCCCAAUUUACAAGACCUUGUUAUAUACAGAGUAGAGAGCAUCCCUUAUUCUCUCUCAACAUGGUGCUGUUUCUCCUUGUGCUUGUAAGAUUUAUUUAUUUUCUUUUGAAUUUUUUUUUUAGUCUUUGAAAUGAUAAAUUUCUAAUUUGCUGGA
Messenger RNA from Gossypium raimondii (Peruvian cotton), 1867 nucleotides. RefSeq names its product ran-binding protein M homolog. Gene Ontology annotation, cellular component: cytoplasm. The record is from RefSeq and is a predicted model, not a curated record. The transcript has 10 exons. Gene Ontology annotation, biological process: cell surface receptor signaling pathway; cytoskeleton organization. Lineage: Eukaryota; Viridiplantae; Streptophyta; Magnoliopsida; Malvales; Malvaceae. Gene Ontology annotation, molecular function: protein binding. The coding region runs from base 242 to 1648 and encodes 468 amino acids.